AUGCAAUCCCACAAACCCAAGCACUGGCCAUUUGACACCCGGCUUCCGGAGAACUCUGAGGAAGAACGGUUCGCAGAAAGGACCAUCGCCAGCAUAACACGUUUGAUUGCCAAGCGAAGGCAGGAAAAGCAUGCGGCAAAAACACACUGCACCUUUUGCGGCAAAGAUGCCGACGACGCCCGGGGUCCCCUCAGGAGAUGCAUGCGCUGCAGAGCGGCGCACUACUGCGAUCGAAACUGCCAGGUCUCGGAUUAUCAGGCUCGUCACAAAGACGAGUGUGUUAAUUUUGUGCACCCACCUACCACGGACGGAUUCCUCACGAAGCCCAUCGCCGGCGAGCGGUACCCCCCACAACCCGUCUUCGCGCACUCGCACUCGGAUAGUGUUGGCUGUUGGGUCACCGUUGAAGGCUGUAUCGAUUGCAACUUGCGGCCCCUGAUAGACCCUCUCGAUGUGGCCACUCCGCUCGACAGCCGCAAAAAGCAUUUCGAAGAGGAAGCCGGCCGACGGACUAUCCGCACUCACAAAGCUCUUGACCUCAACUUGCUCGAUCUGCGUGUCCUCGUGCAGAACCGGCGCACGGACAAGACGCCUAUACUCGUGUAUGGCGCGCGCGCACAAGCUGAGGCCCUGCCUCCCAUGGCCUUCCAUGUGCUGCGGGGGGAGGCGGAGGGCGAGAACAUCAAUAAUUUCAUUCAGAAUGGAAUGCGUCGUGUGGUUAUGGGCGUCGCAAAGGACAUUUGGGACAAAACGCCCCGUGUUAGAAUCUGCUCCAUCAACGGCGCCGAGUUCAAAAGAGGCACACGUAGGCCGGUAAACAUCAAGGACACCAAAGAGGCCACCAUCCUCCUCCACCCAGGAGAAUAUGUGAUCCUGCACCUCCAGUUCCGCGUCGGCGACGGCCAGACGGUCACGAAAGACUGGCAGGCCCUCAGUACGCUCAAGACUGUCUUCAUCCCUUGGGUGCUCUGGAAUGGCAUCUCCACGCCUGCAGCGCCUGCCAGUCCCGAUGACGUACAUCUGGUGCGGGCCUCGUUCGACCAGCGCAGGGUGCGCGCAUACUUCGCGGAUUUCAUCGAGCAUGGCCAGGACGCGUUCGUACGGAGCCACUUCGGUGACGUGUAUGCGGAUUUGUUGCGGAUUGCGGACGAGGGGGCGGAACGAGAGGGCGAGGCAAUUUUUGCAGAGACCGCAAGAGGAGAGGACGCAGGUGAGAUUGCGCAGAUGCUGAGGGAGAUGGGAAUGGACGACCUCGCGGACAAACUCGUACGCGCAUCGCGGCAGUGACCGCGACUCAGUCCUGUCUGCGCUGCGCCUGUGGGCCGAAUGCGAGAGACAAUCUGCUUGUCGUACAGGGACUGCGUCUCCAGAGAUGCGCAAUGCCUACGUGGAAGGAAUGAACGUACGGU
Trametes versicolor FP-101664 SS1 is the source of this 1409-nucleotide messenger RNA. RefSeq lists its product as uncharacterized. Bases 1 to 1287 code for a protein of 428 amino acids. The record is from RefSeq and is a predicted model, not a curated record. NCBI's taxonomy places the organism in Eukaryota, Fungi, Basidiomycota, Agaricomycetes, Polyporales, Polyporaceae. The transcript has 5 exons.